Messenger RNA from Trypanosoma rangeli, 3780 nucleotides. RefSeq lists its product as uncharacterized. Gene Ontology annotation, biological process: transcription by RNA polymerase III. Gene Ontology annotation, cellular component: transcription factor TFIIIC complex. Bases 1 to 3780 code for a protein of 1259 amino acids. The record is from RefSeq and is a predicted model, not a curated record. Gene Ontology annotation, molecular function: protein binding. NCBI's taxonomy places the organism in Eukaryota, Euglenozoa, Kinetoplastea, Trypanosomatida, Trypanosomatidae. The transcript has a single exon.
AUGACCUCCGCCCAGGAUGAUGCUUCUCUCGGCGUGGUAGAGAGGCAGACGGAGCCGAAGCGACGUCGACAUGCACGGAUGUCUGCCUUCAGUAGUGUCGAGCUUCACGAACGCUUUGAAAGACACGUGGCGAAGGCACAAAACCUUUUUCUUCAGAAUGACAAGGACGGCGCGGAACGCGAGGCGACCCUGGCACUGCGUAUCCAUCCCACGGAUCAUCUCUUCGCCCUUCUUGCCGUCAUCGCCGACUCCAAAGGCCAGCGGGAUCGCGCCAGCGAUUUUCGACUGUUGCAGGCGUUUUUGGCCAACGACACCGUGCUGUGGGAGGAGCUGUUACAUGAAUUCCUGCAGGAGGAGUUGUACUAUAAAUCGGCCGUGUGCCUACAACGGCUUUCAGCGUUAGAGAUGAAGGACAAGACGCGCUACCGCACCCUGCAGUUGCAGUUGGCUGAUUUGUACAUUGGCUUGGGGGAGUUUAAGCGGGCCGCGAAUAUUUUGGUUUCGUUAUGGAACGGCAGCCGGUGUCGCGAUUUUGAGGUGUUUGCAUUGCUGUCUUCCCUGUUCUUUCAAUUAGGGCGGUGGAACUCUCUGCAUCGGUUAAUUGAAUCUAGCCUCAAAAACACUUUUCGCACUAAUACGGCGGCGGACACGGAGCAGAGGAGAAACGACGCUAAUGACGGCACCACCAACGUGGCACACACGUCUGCAGACGGCGAUGGCGAGGCCCCUCCUCCGCUGCCUUCGCAGGCCAAACGAAGGACUUCAAAACGGGUUCGCUUUUUUGGCGAUGAUGAAAACAACGAGGGCGCGGAUGACGAUGGGAAUACCGCCGUCGCAGUGGUGGCAAAGGCGAAGACAGUGGACGAGGCGGAGGAUGUGGAGUGGGAGGCGCAACGGCAGCAGGAGGAACAAGAGCGGCGGCCGACUGUAGAGGCGGAUUAUGCUUCUCGUGCGGUCGCUAUACCAUCACUACCCGCCCCACUGGGAGUGGAGGAGGGCGAGGAAGAUGAGUUUGACUUUUCAAACCUUGCCGGCAGCGGCGGAAGCGGCGUGACCAAGACGGUGGAUGCGACGCCGUCAAAGGUGGUCAGCUCACUCUAUGGAGACACUAUUGAGCUUCGCACCCCGGCUGCAAAGAGGAAUUUUCUUACGCUCGUUAAUGUGCACGCAGAGCUGCUUAAUGAGGAGGGAAAGUUUCUGGAUACCAUACGCCUUGUAGAGUUUACCGCCGGUUGCCUGCAGGUUCCGUUGCUAGAAUUGCCUCCGGAACUGCUUGUUCGCCUUGGAGUUGCCUACGCAUUCCUGGGGGGCUUGGAGCAGCAGUGUCGGGAGGUGUUUCAGCACCUUAUUGAUACCUGCCCCAUGACCGAAUACGGCGAUGUCUUGUACGACGCCGCCAAUGCGUUGCAACAAGUGGGUUUGCACGCGGAGGCGCACAUGCUUUUUCAGACUCUGCGCCGCUAUCAUGAGUUUUGCCUCUCAAACCUCACCGGUAGCGCUACUGCUGCGGAUAGUGGUAGUAGAAAUAGUAAUAUCAGGAUUGAGGAGGCAAAGGAAGGGGUGGAUAAUGAGGAGCUCACUGAAGUGAAAACGGUCUUUGUGGCAAGUUUGUUUGCAGAGGGGCAGUGUGAGGCCUCGCUAGGGAACUCUGAGGUGGCCUACAGCGUCUUUCGUCGCGUGUUGGAGGUCGACCCAACCCAUCUGCAGGUUCGUCUUGCGCUGGGUCGCAUGUAUAUGUAUGACAUGAAAGAUACCGACCAGGCCGUGGCGGUUCUCACGCCUCGUGAGGACGAGCAACCGCUUGAACGGAUUCAACUCGGUGCGGAGCUUGUGCGCGUUUUUGCGCGUGCGGAAAAAUACGUUGAAGCGAUUGCGCUGGGGGUUUCCGUAUUUGAACUCAUCUUCUCCGGCGAGGAGGGCGGCGACGCGGACUCCGUUGCGCCGGGGACCUCGCGACGCAGCACCGCCGCACUCUUGGUGCCGACGCUUUCGCGGGCCAGUUCCGCCAUUGUUCCACCCUCUGCCAUUGCCGACAUCGUGCAUGGGCCACGCUUGGGCAGUGCGGCGUCGUCAGUGGGGCGGCUCUCACACACCCUUGCGACGUCCAUCAAGGCGGCCAGCGCCGUCUUUCGCGCCAACCUGGCCAGACGCGGGUAUGCACCACUGACGAAUUCCGUGUACGGCGCCUCCGCGGCGGCGUCGGCGGCUGCCGGCUGGGUGUGUGCCGACGAAGAGGAGCGGCUGAAGGACAGUUCGACAAUCUUCCGUUUCAAUCGCACGAAGAAACGGCUGAGGCGGGCUCAUCUGGUGAACCGAAGGGAAUAUAUACACAACAGUGACGGCGCUGAGGGAGUGAAGCAGGAUAUCAAACAAGACCUGGACGGUGAUGCUGAGGAGGAGGAGGCGCAAAUGCGACAGGAAAAGAAGCGUCAGCGCGUGGAGGAAGUGACGCGCCGCGGUCCAGACUCCUUCUGGAAAGGUAUGCAGGUUAAUAAUGAGGCCGGCGACGCAAAGGCAGAUAGUGAGAACGGUAAUAACGACAACGUGCGUCUCAGCGGCAGGCGGGCGGUGGAGAAGCCGCCGCGUGCGGACUGUGGGCAACUAAAGGAAGAGGUGCAGGACGAAGGGGACUUGGCGGAGUUGGAGGAAACGGCGAUGUUGUAUAGCAACGAGGACGGUGACACGACGACGCAGUACGAACUACCCUCGUUGGAGGAGGUAAGCAGACAGUUUGAUGAUCCCGCAAUGCAAGAGUUAUUUAUGAAGGCCUCUAGCAAUGAGGCGACGAUCGCACCACGUAAUCUAUGGGAGCCAAAAUCUGUUGCCCCGUCUCCGAUGAGUGCUGGUGGCUUAGGUGCCGGCCCCUUCGCCGCCUCCACACUGCGCGUCACGGUCCGCGACGCUUUGGGGGUACUCGGGCGGGUCGGCUUCGUAGAGCUUGCCGUCACCGUGAUCAACUGCUACAGUGCCAUUGGAAAGUUUACCGAGGCGAAGGAGUUUGCAUUUCUUGUACUGAUGCGAUGCCCGCGAACGAGCGUCUUUCUCCACGCCGGGGUUUUGGAGCGACCGCUGCGGUUGGCUGUGCUGCGCGCGGCACUGGCCUCAAAGGAGAGUGAAGAUGCCUACCGUGUGGGAGUUCGUCUGCUGCAGGAGCAUUGCAGCGAGGCGGAAAAGAAUCAGGUGGUGGAACUUCUUUUUGGUGUGCUGAAUCGCGUGGAGGACGGCAGCGCUGUUCUGCUUCGUCUUGUUGCGGAUCGUAAUAAGGCUGACACACAGAUGCUUGUUCUACUUGGUAACCGGUAUUUUCUUCGCCGCUCCUACGUCCGUGCUCUUAACUUGUACCUUGCGGCCGCGCAGAGGAAUUCUAGUGACGUCCUUGUCUGUUUUCUGGUUGGUUUAUCCUACCUGUUCAUUAGCCACCAAAAAAAGAUUCGGGCCCGCGAGGCCUGCGUGGUCGCUGGAUGGCAUUACCUUUCACGGUACCAGGAGCUGCUGCGCGCCGCUGAUGCAGGGCGCGCAGGCGAGGCCGUGUACAACUGCGCCAGGGCAUUACAGUACCUUGGCCUGCAUCACCUAGCUGUGCCGCUCUACGAACAGGUGGCCUACGAAUUCAGCGUUCCUGAAUACUGCACCGUGGCACUGCAGCGGGCUGCGAGGUUUAACUUGUACUUUACGUACCGGUGGCGCACGGGAAACACGACAUUGGCAAUGGCUGCGCUGCACCAACAGCAGAGUUUUAUGGUGAAUACCUCGCCACUGGACAGCCGUGCAUCCACCUAG